Molecule: messenger RNA, 2838 nt
Organism: Centruroides sculpturatus (bark scorpion)
Lineage: Eukaryota; Metazoa; Arthropoda; Arachnida; Scorpiones; Buthidae
Product: neuropathy target esterase sws-like
Biological process (GO): phosphatidylcholine metabolic process
Cellular component (GO): endoplasmic reticulum
Molecular function (GO): phosphatidylcholine lysophospholipase A1 activity
Source: RefSeq, a predicted model, not a curated record
AUGUUAACUUCUAGGAAAGGUCAUCCUGCACAAUAUAAAACUGUAUCAGCAAAAGCUUUAGAAGACUGUAAUGUUCUAAGUAACUUUAAUACAAAUUAUAUAUACAUUAAAUUUUCUAGAAUAUUUGGAUUUUAUGAAAAGCCUUUAUUUUUGGAAUUAUGUAAAACACUUCAAAAUAUUCAAGUAUAUGCAGGACAGAUGAUGUUUUCUAUUGGAGAUCCAGAUGAUAGUAUAUAUGUUGUCCAAAGUGGUCGUUUAAUUACAGUAUUCAUAACAGAAUCUGAUGGCAGAGAAUUACAUCUGAAGAAAGUAAAUGAAGGAGAAAGUAUUGCAAGUCUUUUAAGUAUAAUGGAUGUUUUAACUGGUCAUCCUGCACAAUAUAAAACUGUAUCAGCAAAAGCUUUAGAAGACUGUAAUGUUCUAAGGUUACCAGUUGAAGCAUUUAAAGUUCUUCUGAAACGAAAUCCAGAAUCAUUAGUAAGGUUGACACAAGCAGUUAUGGUUAGGUUACAGAGAGUUACUUUUACUGCUCUUCAUCAUUAUCUGGGAUUAACUACACAGUUAAUUAAAACACACACUAAAAAACCUCUGCAUUCCUUGUCGCCUAAAGCAAGUCCGUCACGACCGCAGUCUCGUCGCAUUAGUCAAGAAAAUCCUCAGCCAAAAACCACAAAUGAUAUUUUUACGUUUGAGAAAACUGUGACGUUUGCGGAUAAACCAUUGUUUUUAGUUAUUGUCAGGGCUGUGGAGUCAGAGUCAUGGAGUUUUGAUGUUUUAGCCAGAGUCGAAGUCGUCAAAAAAUCUGCCAACUCCAACUCCUUUUACUUACCAACUUGUUAUGGUGCAUCAGGAAUGACAGGAACUUCUGAUUCAGUAAAAGUUAGAAAAAGAAAGACUAGUUUUUAUUUUCCAGAAGACAAAGUACAGGCAGCUGAAGAAGAAGAACUUAAGAAAAUGGCUAUUGAAGGUUUUAUGCUACAAUUGGGAAUAGAGGAUGAAACUAUGGUCAAGGACUAUGUAAUAGUAAAAGAACAUCCACCAAAUGUUUGUUUAACACAAGAAGAUUCACUUCAUGCAGAUUUAUUUUUGGUAUUGUCUGGUUCUUUAUUUGUGUCACAAAAAACAGCAAAUAAAAUGGAAGAUAGUAUUUUAUUUAUUGCACACUCAGGUGAUAUAGUUGGAGCACUUGCUGUUACAACUGGUGAUCCAUCAUUAUUUACAAUUAAAACAAGGCAUACAGCUCGUAUUGGUAUAAUUCCUAAAGAUCAUGUUUAUGAUAUUCUUCAUCAUACUCCAGUGAGUGUGCUGAAUUUAGCUCAUAUUGUAAUAAGAAGAUUAUCUCCAUUUGUUUGUCAAAUAGAUUUUGCCUUGGACUGGAUAAAUAUAGAAUCGGGAAAGGCACUUUACAGGCAAGAUGAUGAUUCAGAUUGUAUGUAUAUUUUAUUGAGUGGUCGUUUAAGAUCAGUUUUGACAAGGAGAGAUGGAAAAAAGGAACUGGUGGGAGAGUAUGGUAAAGGUGAUCUAGUUGGAGUUGUAGAAGUUCUGACUGAAUCAAAAAGAUCUACAACAAUCAUGGCAGUAAGGGAUUCUGAAUUGGCAAAGCUUCCAGAAGAAUUAUUAUUAACCAUUAAGACAAAAUAUCCAGAGAUUGUUCAACGCUUAAUACAUUUACUAGGAGAUAGUAUUUUGGGAAGUUUACAAAAAGGAAUGACAUUAACAUCUGAAAGAAUGUUAAACCUUGAUUCUCGACCAAGUGGUUCCAAUUUUGCCACAGUUGCCAUCAUGGCAAUAAAUGAAGAAGUACCUCUUGCUGCAUUUACCAUGGAAUUAUAUCAUUCUUUAACUACAAUUGGUGAAACAUUGAGAUUAACAUCAGAUUUUAUCAGAAAAACUUCAGGACCAUCAGCUUUCAAUAGUACAAAUGAAUACAGAUUAUGUGCUUGGCUUGCUCAGCAGGAAGAUCAACAUAAAAUUGUAUUGUAUCAAUGUGAUUUGGAGUUCACACCAUGGACACAACGAUGUAUUCGUCAAGCUGACUGUAUUCUUAUAGUAGCAUUAGCUAAUCAAGAACCUACCGUUGGAGAACUUGAAAAACAACUUGAACAUAUGAGCAUCAAGACUCAAAAGGAACUGAUUCUUUUACACCGUGAUGAUGGAUUAAAACCUAGAAAUACUGUUCAGUGGCUAAAUAUGCGCAGUUGGUGUUCCUCGCAUCAUCAUAUUCGUUGUCCAAAACGAAUGUUUGCCAAAAAAUCUCAUACUAAGAUGAUGGACCAAUACAAAAAGAUAUUUAAAACCCAACCAAAUAUACAUUCUGAUUUCUCUUGGCUUUCGAGAUUUUUGACCGGCACUACUUAUGGAUUGGUACUAGGUGGUGGUGGUGCUAGAGGAGCAGCACAUGUAGGAAUGAUAAAAGCUAUUUUAGAGGCUGGAAUUCCUAUAGAUAUGGUGGGUGGAGUUAGCAUUGGUGCUUUUAUUGGAGCAUUAUGGUGUGCAGAGAAAGAUAUCACAACAGUUACCCAAAAAGCAAGAGAGUGGGCAUUGAAUUCAGAAUGUGCAAUAAAUUAUUUGAAAAUUUUUCCAGGUGCUGUAUUUAAUCGUGGUAUAAAAGAAGUAUUUGGAGAAAGACAAAUAGAAGAUUUAUGGCUUCCUUACUUUACUGUAACAACUGAUAUUACCAAUAGUACAAUGAGGAUACACACCCAUGGUGAGAAUUUUUUUAAUUUUAAAAGAUUUAAGGAAUUAAUAUAUUAUAAGAACAGAUUGCUUUUAUUUUGGUACAGAUUUUUCAUUCUUUGCAGUUACGAAUAUAAUGGACCAAUACAAAAAGAUAUUUAA